Molecule: messenger RNA, 2841 nt
Organism: Parnassius mnemosyne (clouded apollo)
Lineage: Eukaryota; Metazoa; Arthropoda; Insecta; Lepidoptera; Papilionidae
Source: the annotation of a GenBank genome assembly
AUGACGGGCCAUACCGUUCCCGGGCUUUUCCAUAUAAGAGGGUUUUUAGUGACGCGCCACUGCAGUGCCGCUUCCACCUUGACGGAACCAACGCCGCUCGCAAUGUGGAGAAAGGCAUUACUUUCAUUCGUAUGCUGUCUAGCAUUUAGAGAAGCAUUGGGUGAUACAAAUGAAUCAAGGGCCAGUUCGGUGAUAAAAGGUGAAGAAAAUAUUUCCCGUCUGUACAGCAAUGUUCCCGACGGUGUGUAUGCCAGUAGUUCACCGUAUACAGCGUAUUCAUUCCACGUUCCGACAGUCAUAACAGCACCGAGGAACAUGCGCGUUAUUCCAGUUAAUGAAGAAAGUGUUCCCAAACAUAAUACUUACAAUAUAAAUGGAUUCUUUAAGGAUUCUUACGGAAAUAGAUUUGUGAAUUCGCCGCAGACAUUAGGAUUUAAGGCAACUUUCCCCCAACAAUAUUUACAGAUUCAAGAAUUACCGGCGCAUCUAUCACAGCCGUUAGUAUCUCCGCCGACUUAUCAGCUUAAGCAAGUUACACCGCACUUCUUUUCUCCUACUCAAUUUCGGGACUUCUCACCGUUCGCAAGAUAUGCUGUAUCACAUCCAGUUGUACAGAACGCGAAUAUAAGAACCUUUGGAACUUCUCCAGUUUCGCAACCAAACUUUAUUUCGCAUAACAAUUUUAAUGUGCAUCCAGUUGCACAGCAACAAUCUACUAGCUAUAAACCUAUAUUUUCGAAUACACAAGCUUAUGAACAGUUUAAUAAAUUAAAAAACGAACCAAAGUUUCAACGUUUACAAGGGAAUUUGCAGCAAAAUGUGAAACUACAAAAUGUACACGUUGAUUAUGAAAAGAAAAAUAACCAUCCUCAUUUACAUUUUCAAAAAGAAGGAUUGCAAGUAGCUCCAGCAAGAGAAACUAAAAUUACAACUUAUACUCAUGAUGGUGAUAAGGCUAUAGUAAAUUUAGAAACAAAACCGCCUUUGCAUCUAUUAGAUAUUAGUUUGCUUGAACCGUUGACAUUUGACAAUCCACUUGUACCUCAAGUUCAGCAUUUUUUGCCAAGGAUAAAUGAAGCUACUUAUCACAAAUUGCCCGAUUAUAACACAGAUGUAAACAGUGAAAAACAACAUAAACCCGAAGAGGAGAAAACAAAAACUUACGAUGAUGGUAGCGUCAAAAGAAAUCCCAAAGCAAAGAAUAAGUCACCAAAAAAGAAACAGAAGGGGCCGUCAAAACAAAAUGAAAAUGAUAAAAACAAACUUACAACGCCAUCUAUCGCAAUUAAGGGGACCCGUUAUGUAAGUCCAGAGUACUCAUAUGAAAUAAAUUCGCCCAAUUACAAAGAGACGUAUAAAGAACAAAUAGUGAGAUACAAUAAAGAAACCAAAUCAGACCCCGUUCACUACAACUAUAACAAGGAGGCACAAUCAGAGCCCAUCCAUUACAGCUAUAAAAAAGAAACACAGUCUGAACCCAUACAUUAUACUUAUGAGAAGCAAGUUCAAAAGAAACCAGUGCAAUAUAGUAACGUGCAUUAUUCAAAACAACCGCAACAAGAGAAAAAGAUUUACUACGAAAAUGUAGAACAUUGCCCAAAACAAGUUUAUACAUUUAAAAGUGAUAAUAACAACGAUGAACAAAAUAAUUAUGGUUCACCGCAUGUAAAUGGAGAAUCAUCAUCUGAAGAUACAUCGGAAAAUUAUAGUUCAGCACAACGGCCCUCAUUAAAAAUCCAUGAUAUUGGACAUGAACAAUAUGCAGAUGCUCCGCAAUCUUCUCGUGAUCUUGUACCCGAACACAGAGAAGCCGAAUUUGCUCAUAUAAUUAAAGAUCAGGCUAACCGUGAUCACUUUCAACCUACACAUAAACCCAAUGAGCACAUACGAGUAAACCCAAAUCAGCACAUUCAACGACUGUAUCCAGCGCGCAAUCAGAAUGCGCAGAAAAAUAAUUAUUCACCAAAUCAACAUAUCCAUGAAAAGUCCAAACGUGUUAUAAUCAGGGAUGAAACUCCUGAAGGUAUCCACUCUCAUAAUGAAAAGCAAUCUACAGAAACGGUCGAUCAAGAGGAGAAUAAUGAAGAAAAUUUUGAAAAAGCUUACAAGAACGCAGCCUUCGGAUUCCCUGCAUACGAAUCAAAUUCAGAAGAUAUUGAAAGAGAUAUUUACAAUCCCGAAACAUAUGGCGUCCCUCGUGACAGCUCUAAUUUUGAUAUUGAACAUUCUCCUUUUCAACAAUAUUAUGAGGAAGGUGACAAAUUUCCAAAAUAUACUCAUUCUAAUUACAAAGAUGUCAGAGAUAAAACUAAAGAAGAUUAUUAUUUAGAUUUUUCUAUUAAUAAGCCCGAAAGUAUGAUAGAUAUGUACAAGGACAAAGUGGGGUAUUACAAAAUGUAUAGGAAUCAUAGACCUGACAAAUAUUUUGGUUUUGACCAAGACGAAGAUAAGGGAAGUGAAAACCAAAGUGCUAAGUACUCUAUUGCUCCUACUUUUCUGUUUAAUCGUGCACCUGAACGGAAACAAAAACAAGAGUUUGCAAAGAUACAAACAUCACCAUACAUUUACGAAUAUGAUUAUACGAAAGAAGCUCCUAGUGACAAUACAGCCUACGGGAGCCAACCGCAUCAAAGAUUUAAAACGAAGACUCAGUUUGUUGAACCUCAAUUCCAAUAUGGUUUUGAGCCAUCGUCGCUUCCUAUUUUACUUGACAGUGAAUUAGCAACAAUGGCUAGUAAUAUCAGUCCCGAAAACGAAAAGCCCGAAACGAGAAAAAAAGUUUAUAAGGAGAAUUGGUAUAUCAAAAAGACGAGUACAUCAGGAGGGAGCCCAGCUAGCUGA